Rubroshorea leprosula is the source of this 2080-nucleotide messenger RNA. The record is from the annotation of a GenBank genome assembly. Lineage: Eukaryota; Viridiplantae; Streptophyta; Magnoliopsida; Malvales; Dipterocarpaceae.
CUGAGAAGCACUGACCUUUGAAAUCCAGCAGUUGCAAAAAGAAGAAAAGAACCGGGGAGGUUGCUGCAACUUCAGUUGUUGAUAGAGGAAAAUGAUGAGGUUGAGGACAUACGUGGGGCUUAGUUUGGUUGCGACUUUAGCAAUCAUUCAUCAUGCGUUUAACAGUAGAGGCCAGUUUUAUCCGGCUAUGGUUUACUUAUCUACCUCCAAGAUCAGUCUGGUGCUCCUUCUCAACAUGGGUCUUGUCAUUAUGUGCAUUUUGUGGCAAUUAAUCAAACGGGUAUUCCUUGGUUCUCUUCGUGAAGCUGAGGUUGAGAGGUUAAAUGAGCAGUCAUGGAGGGAGGUCAUGGAGAUUCUCUUUGCCAUCACUAUUUUCCGGCAGGAUUUCUCAGUUACUUUUCUUGCUAUGGUCACAGCUCUGUUGUUAAUCAAGGCUUUGCAUUGGUUGGCACAGAAGAGGGUGGAGUACAUUGAGACAACACCUUCUGUUCCCACCUUGUCCCAUAUCCGGAUAGUUUCUUUUCUGGGGUUUCUUCUUCUUCUAGAUUGUCUCUUUCUUUACAGCUCUAUAAAGUUUUUGAUUCAAACAAGACAAGCUUCAGUUUCCCUGUUCUUCUCCUUUGAGUACAUGAUACUGGCAACAACAACAGUGUCAACUUUUGUUAAAUAUAUUUUCUAUGUGAGUGACAUGCUCAUGGAAGGACAAUGGGAGAAAAAGGCUGUCUAUACCUUUUACUUGGAGCUCAUCCGGGACUUGCUUCACUUGUCUAUGUAUUUGUGUUUUUUCCUUGUGAUUUUCAUGAACUAUGGGAUACCUUUGCACUUAAUACGAGAGCUUUAUGAGACAUUUAGGAAUUUCAAAAUUCGUGUUGCUGACUAUAUUCGUUACCGUAAGAUCACUUCAAAUAUGAAUGAUAGAUUCCCAGAUGCUACACCAGAGGAGCUCAAUGCAAGUGAUGCAACCUGCAUUAUAUGCCGUGAAGAGAUGAUCACUGCAAAGAAAUUAUUAUGUGGACAUCUUUUUCAUAUACAUUGCCUACGCUCAUGGCUAGAAAGGCAGCACACAUGCCCUACUUGCAGAGCACUAGUUGUGCCACCUGAAAAUGGAGCCAGUUCUUCUGGAGGGCAACAUCGAUCGCGGCCAGAUGCUUAUCAACAAGGGUCAGGAUUCUCUAAUGCUGCUCAAGGUUCUGCUGGUGGUGUGGUCAAUGAUAAUUUGACUCCACAUCAAGUCAGGCUCCAAGCUGCUUUGGCAGCAGCCUCAAUAUAUGAAAAGUCUUAUGUUUAUCCUUCUGCAAACACUCUAGUUUGGUCUCCCGGAUAUGCUGUAGUUCCCCCGGGUUAUAGGUCUGCACCUGAUUCCUCCAAUGAGGAAUCUGGUGGCAAACAGACGUAUGUUGGACAACAACAAUUUGCAGUUCCUGGCGAAUCUGCAAAUUUGUCCCAUCCCCAAUUUCCACAUUGUAUUUUUGUCCCUGUUCAGUUACCUGGUGCCAGUGGUAAUUCUGCUGAAUUUUUAGGCAGUAACACAAGUACUGUGGUUCCCCAGUUGGAAGCUCAGGAGAAAUUUCUUCAAUACCAGAUUGAGGUGCUGCAAAACCGGCUCCAGCUCCUGCAGAAGCAGAAGAAUGAGGAAAGCUCAGACAUUGAUCCUACAGCCUCAUCAGAUUUAAAAGGGAAAAGUGUGGCGACCUCUGUUUCACACAGUGGUGGGCAUGAGGAGAUUGGAGAGAGUACAUAGUUCUAUAACAGCUGUGUUUAUCAUACUGCAGCUAAUGAGUGAACACUGGGAAAGAGUUAGAUGAAAGGUUUUGGCAUUGCACUUGAAAGGUUGGGUGAUGAGGGAUAAUGCUGUAGAUUAUGAGCUCUACCUCUUAAUUUAUGAACUAAAAAGGCUGGAAGUUAUAAACGGUUAAUCAAUUUGCAUUGAAAUCUUAUCUUGUUCUGCUGUAUAAGAAUUGAUCAGUAGGUUCUAAAAUGGUAGGGACUCAUUUGAUAAUGAAAACUCUAAUUUUCUUGGAUUGCUGUGUCUUUGAUUAAGAGAAAAGCAGUGCCUUCAUCAUAAAGGGAAGCGUUUGUC